AUGUCGCAACCCGAGACCCGGGGCAACCCCCUAUCCGCAUACACCAAACUAUCGCCUUCAGUCUAUAUCCACGAACCCCAAUUGCAGCCUGAAAGCAAUGGCGCCCCCAAGACCAUCAUCCUAGCAUCCUGGAUGAAUGCUCCCCCACGAGCCUUAAUCAAAUACGUCACCGAGUACAUCCGCCUAGUACCCACAGCCCGAAUCAUCAUCAUCCUAAGCUCCUCCAAGGACUUCAUGACACGGUCCAGCAAGCAGGCGCAACGAGCGCGCCUCGCCCCAGCCGUCAAGGCUCUCCGGGCCUGGUUCCCGUCGUCUUCUUCGGCUGAAGAGACAACCAGAUCCCAAGAACAAGUAUUCAUACACAUGUUCUCCAACGGCGGCGUCUUCUCCACAAUCAAUCUCCUGAGCACGUACCAAGAGACGGUGGGCCGACCACUGCGCAUCUCAUCAACCAUCCUGGACAGUGCGCCAGGCGUGGCGACGGUCUCGGGCGCCAUGAAGGCAUUCUCGUAUGCGCUUCCGAGCCAGUGGCUUUUCCGCCAGUUUACUAAGGUUGUGCUAUGGCUGUUUUUCGUGCUGGGGGCGCUUGUGCGCCGCCUUGUUGGGUUGUCAGAUGCUGUUGGUGUUGGGCGGGAGGCGAUGAAUGAUCAGAGGCUGGUUCCUGGUGAGGAUGGUGGGAAGCCGCGACGGUGCUAUAUCUAUUCGGAGGCGGAUGAGCUGGUGGAUUGGAGGGAUGUGGAGAGACAUGCUGAUGAGGCGGAGGCAAGGGGUUGGGUGGUGUCGAGGGAGAAGUUUGUGGGGUCCCCGCAUGUUUCGCAUAUGAGAGCUGAUCCAGAGAGGUAUUGGGGGAUUGUGAAGCGGUAUUUAUUGGAGGAAUCGGAGUAA
Aspergillus nomiae NRRL 13137 is the source of this 885-nucleotide messenger RNA. Its product is annotated as TMEM53 family protein. The transcript has a single exon. Bases 1 to 885 code for a protein of 294 amino acids. The record is from RefSeq and is a predicted model, not a curated record. Lineage: Eukaryota; Fungi; Ascomycota; Eurotiomycetes; Eurotiales; Aspergillaceae.